Messenger RNA from Aplosporella prunicola CBS 121167, 207 nucleotides. RefSeq lists its product as uncharacterized. The annotation marks the transcript as partial. Lineage: Eukaryota; Fungi; Ascomycota; Dothideomycetes; Botryosphaeriales; Aplosporellaceae. The transcript has 2 exons. The record is from RefSeq and is a predicted model, not a curated record.
AUCAAGUUCAAGGAUGCGGUGGGUAGGAAGUUCAGCUUCCCGUGGAACUUCUGUAAGACAUGGAAGCAGGGAAUGGAAGACCUCAUCAAGCAAGCCUUCCUCCACGUCGAUGUCAUUGGACGAGAAGUUCACGAAGGACAUUACGAUCUCGUCGGUCCCGACGGCGAAAUCAUCCUCCCUCAGAUCUGGGAAACAGUGAUCCAGCCU